GAUUCAGUGGCACCAGUACAGAGGAGGAAAGGAAGACAGGCGAAAAUGACUUGCUGACGUGGCGCGGUUCAGUUAACUCCUACACAGACGCACACGUGUGGCAGUGUGGCGAGAGAACUCCAUCAACACGGGGGUGGGAAAUGGGGGGAGCAAACCGUGAAAACCAAGGAAUAUAAUGUACAAAACGAGGGAAAAGCUUGUGCCACAACAGCAAAACCACAAUAUUAUGUGAAAAUCCGUUAUUUGGAGCAGUAAAAACGUGAGGUGUGACGCAUUACUGAUAUGAGAAAUCUUAAAAGUCCGGCAAAGGAGUUGAGAUACGUCACUGUGAGUCGUUGUAAAAGAACAUUAUCAAAGGUGGUGUAUGUCGCCUUGAAAUGAAAGAUCUUAGUAAAGACAUAACCAUGAGGCGUGGCUGCAGAGUUACUGCACCACUGAUCUUCGUUACAUUAUUUUACAUAAUGAGCUGCAUGAUUUUUCUACUUUGUCCAAAAAGCAUCAAACCAAAACAUGGAACCAUCAAUAAUACAUCCCAAUUAAUAGUAUAUGGCAGUCCGUCUUUGGAAGCACCCAUGGUAAUAGCAAUCUGUCAAUCCGUUCAGGGUAGCGAGGCAUCGUCCAGCAACAUGACACUUGAUAAGAGGGUACAAUCGUGGUCAAGGCAGGCCGAGCAGCUCACUACCAUGCUAAAAACCUUACUUUACUUUACAAAGUCUCCACUGUGGCGCAUCAUUGUAAUGACCGAUACUCGUGACACCUUCAACAAAGUGCUCAACCUCACCACCGUCUUUUCCGGCAGCCGCCUCCUCCUGCAGCACCGGCCCAUCUGGCUGCCGCGGGACGAGCCCGUCAUCAAGGGACACUGGCGGCCGUGUGCGUGGGCCAAACAAUUCAUGGCGGAGGCGCUUCCUGACCAAGACUCGGCAGUGUACGUGGACACGGACGUGUUGUUUCUGGGCCCUGCCGAAGAGCUGUGGUGGCUGCUACACUCCAUGGGUCCCCGCCAAGCCCUGGCCCUGGCCCCCGAACCUCAGUACCUACUCGACACUCCCAAGCGACCCUUCGCAGGCAGCGUGGGACUCAACACGGGCGUUAUGGUGGCUAACUUGACACGUCUGCGCCAACUGCCUGGAGGAGGCUUGGGCAGCGCCAUACUAAACUUUGGUGCCAUUACACCGCCCCCUCGCCACGACCAGGACGCCCUCAACCAUUAUCUCCUACACAGACCUCACCUUCUGCUGGAGGUGACGUCACGCUGGAACUUUUCUCCCACCUGCUGCUUCCUCGAGGCGCCGCCAUGUGCAGACUGCCUCUCAGCUGGCAUCCUCGUGCUUCACGGCUCCGAAGCCACUUUCUUCAGAAAUAUUGAUAGAAAAUUUUUGUUGGUAUAUUCCACCAUGGCCGCUUUGAGACUUGAAGAUAGUCCUCGACUUCUGCUAGCAGGACUAACGUGGCGCUUGGCGAUGCUUGAUGCAUGGAGCCACGACUACAUUUGCAGUAAUUACACUAACUUUAAUCAGGGCCUCACUCUGGCACUUAGUGACGCAGCAGUUUCUUGCAGUAAUUAAAGGCAAUAAAAAUUCCUGUAAAGAACCUAACUUCAAUUACAUUUGAUAAGU
This is a messenger RNA of Scylla paramamosain (green mud crab), 1619 nucleotides long. Its product is annotated as glucoside xylosyltransferase 1-like. NCBI's taxonomy places the organism in Eukaryota, Metazoa, Arthropoda, Malacostraca, Decapoda, Portunidae. The transcript is spliced from 2 exons. The record is from RefSeq and is a predicted model, not a curated record. Gene Ontology annotation, molecular function: UDP-xylosyltransferase activity. Gene Ontology annotation, biological process: protein O-linked glycosylation via N-acetylgalactosamine. The coding region runs from base 378 to 1568 and encodes 396 amino acids.